AUGUACUUUUCUGAUUGGGCCUUCAGUCAGCGCAAGUCAGGCAAGAUUGAACGCUCCAACAUGGACGGCACCGGUCGAGAGGUGGUGAUCGACGAUGAGUUGCAGUACCCAAACGGUCUGACGAUGGACAGCAGACAAGGUCAUCUCUACUGGGUGGAUGCUUACACAAAGAAGCUAGAACGAUCAGAUCUAGACGGAAAAAAUCGAGUGCUCAUUCUUGAGGGCCGCGAUCUGGGUNCAAUCAAGUGGAUUGACGACAACGGUAUAGAGCUGAAGGAGGUGACCACCUUUAUCAAUGAAAGCUCACCGCUGAUGGAUCUGAAGAUUGUCACACCGGAAAACGAUCUGACGGCAGUGAACAGACUGAAGUGCACUCAACUGUCUUGUGCUCACCUCUGUCUUUUCACCUCUGCCGGUCCCAUUUGCAGCUGUGCUGAAGGCUUUUCUCUGGAACAAAGCGACAAAAAGAGCUGUUCAGCAGUGCCCGACUACAGGCGACCUUCUCUUUGCAAUAGCACCAUGUUUGAGUGUCGACAUACGCCUCAGUGUAUUGAUAAGCGACAUGUCUGCGACGGUGACAAG
This is a messenger RNA of Rhagoletis zephyria (snowberry fruit fly), 582 nucleotides long. NCBI's taxonomy places the organism in Eukaryota, Metazoa, Arthropoda, Insecta, Diptera, Tephritidae. The record is from RefSeq and is a predicted model, not a curated record.